This is a messenger RNA of Mercenaria mercenaria, 818 nucleotides long. RefSeq lists its product as uncharacterized. The coding region runs from base 106 to 594 and encodes 162 amino acids. The transcript has 2 exons. NCBI's taxonomy places the organism in Eukaryota, Metazoa, Mollusca, Bivalvia, Venerida, Veneridae. Gene Ontology annotation, molecular function: protein binding. The record is from RefSeq and is a predicted model, not a curated record.
ACGAAUGCUGUCACUGCAAGCUUCAUUGUUCUGGUAAUUUUUUAUAUUUGUGUUUCGGAACCACACUGUUCUAAAUUCCACUAUGAACAGAAGCUCCUAGAAAAAAUGAUAAGACUUGAAAUUUCUGUGGAAGCUAUGAAAAGGGAAAUUGAAGAGUCUCGGAGCCAAGUAACGACAACUCUUGGUAAUCUGCAGACAGAAAGAAGCACAUGGGAGAAAACAUUACUGACCAUGAAAGACGCAAGCAAUACAGCUUUAAACACUGCCAUUCAAGAGACAAAAACACAAGUUCAAGAGGAACUGAAGGUACUAGCGGCUGAGAAAGAAAGAUGGAAUAAAGAACUAAAGGAGAGUGUGAAAAUACAAGAGGUCGUUUUAUUCUCUGCAAGACGUCCAAAACAUUAUUCACUGACAAGAGGACAAACAGUGAUUUUCACAGAGAUCAUCUUAAAUAAAGGCGACGCUUACAACAAAGAGAAUGGUGUAUUUACCGCUCCUUAUACUGGCAUUUAUACAUUUACUGUACAAUUCUGUGUGUAUGCUGGAAAGUAUUUUGAUUUUGCCUUCAUGGCCAAUGAAAACCUUUUAAGAUAACACGGAUCCAAAAACACGAUACCAGUUAUUUUUCCUGCUACAGCUUUGAUGCCAUGACCAUUGUUAAUAAGAAUGAGAAUGUGAAAAUCAAGAUUGUAUCUAACCCUAGUUCAGGAACCACUUUGCAUGAGAGCGAUAGUAGUUACUGGAACACAUUCUCUGGUCGUUAUUCAAGCGAUUUAGAAGAAAAUUGAUUUAAUAGCAACAACAAGGCCAUAAACACA